Molecule: messenger RNA, 1264 nt
Organism: Pocillopora damicornis (cauliflower coral)
Lineage: Eukaryota; Metazoa; Cnidaria; Anthozoa; Scleractinia; Pocilloporidae
Product: bactericidal permeability-increasing protein
Molecular function (GO): lipid binding
Source: RefSeq, a predicted model, not a curated record
CUACAAAAUGCAUUUUUGAUGAGACCUUCAACUGAGAAGAUCUUUCCCAUAAACGAACUGCAAAAUGACGUGACUUCGUAGGUGUAAAUUACAUUUCGUUCGAAACGACAGGUAUGGAAGAACCGUUCAUCAAAGGAACACUGUUUCAAAGAGUAUUCGUUUUGUUUUCGUCGGUAAUUUUUGUCGUUGAACAUUGUUCAGCCAAAAAUAUCGACAUCGACUUGAAUUUGGCACCAGAAUGGAAACGAGAAAUUACUCAGAGAGCGUCGGAUUACGUGGACCACAUCAUUCUUCCAUUCAUUUCUAAAGAACUCAAUGAUUUAUCAGUUCCCAAUCUUUCUGGAACCAUCAAAACUCCAUUAGGAAAUGUGCAGUACGAUCUCAACCAGAUCAAGUUGUCCGAUGUAGUGAUUAAGAAGACCAAUGUUUCACUAUUAGCUGAUCACGGGUUACGGAUUUCUGCUAAUGAAGCCUCAGGAAAUAUGGCAGCUAAUUGGCACUACAAAGAGAACUCUUGGCCUCACAUCUCUGAUUCAGGAUCAUGUGACCUAUCAAUCAAAGACCUGUCACUUGGAAUGGCUUUCUAUGUUGAUGGUAACUUGGGAGAGAAGAAGGGAAAAGUCAGUGCAAAAGACUGUACCAUGAAAAUUGGCUCUGUGCAUAUCAAGUUCAAAGGAGGUGCAAGCUGGUUGUAUAAUUUAUUUGCCGAUGGCUUAGCAUCAAGCCUUAAAGACCAACUCUCCGCUCAGAUCUGUAAGACUGCUAUCAGCCUGAUUAGCUCCAAAGCUACUCAAGCCUUAGACAAUUUCCCUUCAAUUAUGAGGAAGUUUCAUGGAGUGCAAGACUGAAUGGAAGGAGUUGAGAGAAAAUCCUAGCCCAGCUUUAUUUUCCAAAGUGCUUUCAUUGUUACUUGUGAAAAAAAUAUAAAUACAGGGCUGUAGGCAAUGUCCAUAGAUUAUCCAUGAAAUUGGUAAUGACUUAAACUUAUCAGGUAGAAGUUUCCAUCUUGAUCUAACGCCACAUUCUUGUAACUAUAUACAAGGAAAUGUGUGGCAGAAGGAGGGAUCAAUUAAAGAUCAGAUCUUGGGACAUUGUACCACCAGGUCAGCAAAAAAUGCUGGUAAUCAAAUCACUGUUUAGUCACCAAAUAUUAUAUUUUUAUUACUACAAGUGGAAACAGAUGUGUACUUGUGCAAAGAGAAGUCUUGCAAUGAAUGUUGGAUGAUAUUUAUGACAAAUCCAAUAAAACUUUACAAUGUUUAUA